GAGCACCCACACAACCGGGAGGGGAACGCGCAUUUGUUGUGAUUGUAGGGGGUGUGUGUGGAGCGGCGGGCGCGAUAUGGGGAAAUGAGGAGAGUGUGUGUGGUGGGUGGGAUCUGCGGAAACGAGAUGGGCGAGUAUGUACGUUUUUGUGUGUGUGUUGAGGGGCGGGAUGGUGUAAUACUUGACGGGGGACCCAAAACAGGAGAGCCGACGGUCCCCUGUUCCGUGACUGUCGAAGAUUUCUAGGGCCUUCUCAUGGACAGCUGAGGCCAAUGCCGGGUCAGUGUUGACAGAUGUGAGCGUAAUCACUCUGUUCUCCACUGGCACAAGACCUGCGUUUGUUCCCUAGGAGGAGCUGUGCCAGCGUUCCGCCCUAGGAGCAGUUCCUAGUGCGGCAACAUUUAUGCUUCCCCUUCCGCCCAGACUGGCCCCACUUCCGCCCGGUCGCCGAGGCCGCGCCCCACGCCGCGCUCCGCCGGCUCCCGCACCCCAGCUACCGCUGCCGCCGUCACCGUCGCGAUGCCGGGGUCGGGAUCCCGCCUAAUCUCGGUGUUCCCCAGCCCGCAGGAGCUGGGUGUGUCGCUGGCGCAGCUGGUGGUGCAGCGAGCGGCGCAGAGCCGGGCCGGGGCCGGGGGCGCGGGGGAUGGGGCUCGUUUCUCACUUGGGCUCUCGGGCGGGAGCCUAGUCCAGCUACUGGCUCAAGAGCUGCCCGCGGCCGCAGCCCCCGCCGGCCCAGCCGCCCCCGCGCACUGGACGCUGGGAUUCUGCGACGAGCGCCUCGUGCCCUUCGACCACGCGGACAGCACGUUCGGCCUGUACAGGACUCAUCUUCUUUCGAAGCUGCCCAUCCCAGAGAGCCAGGUAAUCACCAUCAACCCUUCGCUCCCAGUGGAAGAGGCUGCCUCAGACUAUGCAGAGAAGCUUCGAGAAGCCUUUCAAGGGGACACAAUCCCAGUUUUUGAUCUGCUGGUUUUGGGUAUCGGACCCGAUGGGCACACGUGCUCCCUUUUCCCUGAUCACCCACUCCUUCAGGAGAAGGAAAAAAUUGUUGCCCCCAUCAGUGAUUCCCCAAAGCCACCGCCUGAGAGGGUGACCCUCACUCUGCCCGUACUGAAUGCCGCACGAAUGGUAGUGUUUGUGGCCACCGGAGAAGGCAAAGCGGCGGUGUUGAAGCGCAUCCUGGAAGGUGAUGAGGAGAAUCCGCUUCCUGCUGCACUCGUGCAGCCCCACACGGGGCGGCUGUGCUGGUUCCUGGAUGAGGCUGCGGCGAAAGAGCUGACCAUUCCAUUCGAGAAGCAUUCCAUUUUGUAGCCAGACGGGCUCAGCGUGCCAGACUCAGAGUUGACCUCUGCACACCGCUCCCCCUUUCUCCCCGAUCUUUUUACAAAGACCCGCGGGCGUGGGGGCGGUGGUCCUCUCUCCUGGGGAGCGAGCGAGCCUCAGAACAGGCUCAUGAACUUCGUACGGUCUCUCUUGUGUGACCACCCAAUAUUAAAGUGUGAGUUUAAGCCCC
Gracilinanus agilis (Agile Gracile Mouse Opossum) is the source of this 1513-nucleotide messenger RNA. RefSeq names its product 6-phosphogluconolactonase (gene PGLS). Bases 520 to 1311 code for a protein of 263 amino acids. The record is from RefSeq and is a predicted model, not a curated record. Gene Ontology annotation, molecular function: 6-phosphogluconolactonase activity. The transcript is spliced from 5 exons. Gene Ontology annotation, biological process: carbohydrate metabolic process; pentose-phosphate shunt. Lineage: Eukaryota; Metazoa; Chordata; Mammalia; Didelphimorphia; Didelphidae.